AUGAGCUCCAUCUUUCUUCCCCAUCUACGAACUGGUUGGCAUGUCGAUCAGGCCAUCUUAUCCGAAGAUGAAAGACUUGUCAUCAUCCGUUUUGGCAAGGACUAUGACCGCCUGUGUAUGAUAAUGGAUGAAGUACUUUACGGUAUCGCCGAGAAGGUGAAGAACUUUGCCGCUAUAUAUGUCUGUGACAUAGAACAGGUUCCUGAUUUCAAUGAAAUGUACGAGCUUUACGAUCCUUGCACAGUGAUGUUCUUUUACCGCAACAAACACAUGAUGUGUGACUUCGGCACUGGCAACAACAACAAGCUCAAUUUCCUAAUAGACAGCAAACAAGAGAUGAUUGAUAUCAUCGAGACGAUAUAUAGAGGUGCCAUUAAGGGCAAAGGUUUGGUGGUGAGCCCGAAAGACUACAGCUCUGCGAGAUUGAGGUAA
Candidozyma duobushaemuli is the source of this 432-nucleotide messenger RNA. Its product is annotated as U4/U6-U5 snRNP complex subunit. Bases 1 to 432 code for a protein of 143 amino acids. Gene Ontology annotation, biological process: mRNA splicing, via spliceosome. Gene Ontology annotation, cellular component: U4/U6 x U5 tri-snRNP complex; spliceosomal complex; U5 snRNP. The transcript has a single exon. The record is from RefSeq and is a predicted model, not a curated record. NCBI's taxonomy places the organism in Eukaryota, Fungi, Ascomycota, Pichiomycetes, Serinales, Metschnikowiaceae.